AUGCGGGAGUUGAGGGUGCUGUUGUUGUUGGCAAACUAUUGGAAUAGAAGAACCCUGAUCUUAGGUGAAUAUGUUAAUAUGGUUAAACUUUUUGACCCUGAUCUUAGGUAUGAUGCAGCAAAAGAAAAUACAAUAGCAUCUUAUCCUAUUGAGUACAUUCCAAAUGCCAAAUUGCCAUGUGUUGGUCCUCAUCCAAAGAAUGUUAUACUUUUGGCUUGUGAUGCCUUUGGUGUGCUACCACCUGUUAGUAAGCUAAACCUUGCACAGACCAUGUACCAUUUCAUCAGUGGUUACACUGCUUUGGUAUGUGCUGGCACUGAGGAUGGUAUUAAGGAGCCAACAGUAACUUUCUCAGCUUUUUUUGGUGCUGCUUUCAUAAUGCUACACCCAACAAAGUAUGCUACAAUGCUUGCUGAGAAGAUGGAGAAGCACGGCGCUACCGGCUGGCUUGUUAACACGAGUUGGUCUGGUGGCAGGUAUGGUUAUGGUAGCCGUAUCAAGCUACCCUAUACAAGAAAAAUCAUUGAUGCUAUUCACUCUGGAAGCCUCUUAAAUGCUGAGUACAAAAAGACUGAGAUUUUUGGGUUUGAGAUCCCAACUGAAGUUGAAGGGGUCCCUUCAGAAAUUCUUGAUCCUAUUAACGCUGUUAGUAGUUUGUGUUGGAGGAUUAUUUAUUAUUUUGAUAAGUUUGUAAAUUGA
This is a messenger RNA of Arachis ipaensis, 699 nucleotides long. The record is from RefSeq and is a predicted model, not a curated record. NCBI's taxonomy places the organism in Eukaryota, Viridiplantae, Streptophyta, Magnoliopsida, Fabales, Fabaceae.